AUGGCACUCUACCACGAGACGCGGCCUCGAGGGCGGAGAUUGGAAGAAGAGAGCUCGGCAGCCUUGGCCUCCCCACGAAACCCCUCGCGGAGCAGCUCUCGUAGACCCCUGGAGGCUUCCACGUUUCCCUUGAACGAGCGCUUAGAGCGCUCCGACCGCUCCUCAGCUAACUUUCUGGCCCGCGAUGUCAAGGCUGUGGCCGAUGCGCAGGGUAGACUCGUGCGUGUUAUCGAAGAUGUGUCACAAGAGCUGUCGCAACGCUUGGCCGAACAUGACCGCCAGCUUGCAGAGUUUACUGCUCACCAGAUAGCUCUCCGUGAUGCUGUUCAUAAGGUUCAGGUGGAGGAAGCUGCUAAUCAUGAUUCGCUUGCUGCAGAAUACCUGCGACUGCGGACCAGUGACGGCGACACUGCUGCCAGGCUCAAUUUCCUGGAGUCCAAGGUGGUUGGUGUUGAGAAGGCACAGAGCAGUCUCAACAACAAGUUGACCGACUUGGAGCAUACUGCGCAAAGGCAUCUGCCGGCAAGAAUUCAGGACGUUCAAGUAACGCACCAAAAGCAUUUCCAGGAUCUUCAGCAGAAAGUCCUUCGCCAAGUGGAGGAACAAAGAUCAGAGUUCCUCCAGUUCCAGGGCCAAGCAGCGUCGCGGGUUCAUUCCGAUGGGCUCUUGAAUUUGCAGAGGCAGUUCGAAACGCACAGACAAGAAUUUGAAUCAAGGCUGCAGACAUUGGGACCCGAAGCGUUGCUUCCCCAGAUGCAGCAGCACCUGGAGAGUACAUUGCUGCAGCAACUUUCGCAGCAGCUUUCCUCCCAAUUGCAUCAAAUUCUUCAGCAGCAGUUGGAGCAACUUGUUCAGCCGCAGCUGGAGAAGCAGCUGGAGCAGCAGGUACAGCAGCAUUGGAAAGCCCACUAUACAGGAAUGCAGGAGCUGCGAGACAUGUGUCAAGCUGAGGCAGGCCAACGUAAGGAGCUAGCAAGCCAGCUGAAGCAGCGCUUGCAAGAACAGGAAAGUAAUGUGGCCAUGGGCCAGGAGGCCUUGCGCCAGGAGGCUGCAAAGCGGGAACAGCAUUUGGCAGAGUUGCAGGAUGCGGCACAGAGGCUGGCGCAGACCGCCAUGCAGCGUGCACAGGCUUCUACUGAUGCUCAUGCCCACGUCUUCUCCACAUCGUCUUCUCUAGCGAAUCGCCUAGCUGUGGUGGAAGGAGAGCUGCAAAGCGUGCAACGUCAGGAAAAGGAACGGCAGCAAAAGAGGAUUGCUCGACUCGAGGAAGAUUUGGCGAAGUCACCAAUGCUUUCGCCCAGAGAUCGAGGUGGCUCAAACGAGUCGAAGGCACUCGACCAGCCUAACCUCAUCCGUAUGUUGGACGAGCUUCGAGUUCAGUUCUUCGCAGAGCUCAGCGAUUCUCGAAAGCAGGCCCAGUGCACAGCAGUAGGCAAUCGUCUCUCACGGCGUUCUGAGUGCAAGUCGUGUGUUAAUGACCGGGCGCUUGGGUUGUCUGGCGGUGGAAUGGAAGGUUCUGAGUAUGACAUCCGACGCCGAUCCCAACCUCCGUGA
Symbiodinium natans is the source of this 1554-nucleotide messenger RNA. The record is from the annotation of a GenBank genome assembly. Lineage: Eukaryota; Dinophyceae; Suessiales; Symbiodiniaceae.